UGAGAAUCGUUCAUCGUCAAUCACCAAGAAUGGAUGGAUCAAUGACAACAAACGAAUCCCCCAAUCGUAUUUUGAUAGCAGCACAAAUCGUUCUAGAACACCUGCGAGGUACCGUACAGAACCGUACAGACAACUUACGUCUCGUUCCGUCCCGAUCCUAGCAACCGAAGACAAUGAAUUCGUUGCUGUGCAAAACCAUCCGGUCUCCGCGGUUCCCUCCAAGAAUCCGCGUCCCGGCGUCAACGACGGCCCUUCGGCACUCCUCCGGCGGACCGGGCGACGGGCCCAAAAAGUUUGGGGACGAGGAAGUCGCGGCAUCGGUGCGGUUGAUCACGUACCAGGGAACGCCCUUUCCGUGGAUCGCGGUAAGUUGGUGGCGGCGCAAACCGCGAAACAGAACAGAACAGAACAGAACAGAACCGAUCCGAGCGGCCCGCCGGGACGUGUCCAUUCGGUAGAGUUCUUUGCACCAUCAACCAUCUCGUUCGUCCCGUGAGACGCUUGGAACUAACCCUUGCUCCGGAUUUCUACCUGUGCUGGUGGAUUCGCUCCCUUUUUGGAUGAAUAACAGGCGAAAGACAACAAGUCGAUUGCAAAAACCUUUAUGUUUACCGACUUUAACCAGGCGUGGUCCUUCAUGAGUCGAUCGGCCCUGCUGGCAGAGAAGCUAGACCACCACCCCGAGUGGAUGAAUGUAUACAAUCGAGUCGAAGUAACGCUGACGACGCACGACUGCGACGGGGUUUCCCAAAAGGUGGGUUUACUGRUCGGCUCGUUCUCUGUGUGCAUUCGUGUGUGUGUGUGUGUGUGAAAGAGAAAAGGGAGGGGAGGAACGGAGACGAAACGAAACCAUCACAAAACAAAAACUCAACAAUGCGCACCACCCAUCAACACAAUUUUUAAUGGAUUCCUGGGUUUCAGGGUUUCAGGAAAACAAUGAACCACCGGGAACGAAGCGAAACCAGUGCUCACACUUUGUUUGUUCGUUUGUUUGUUUUUUGGUCGUUCACAAACGUGCAGGACAUCGACAUGGCCAGAGCCAUGGAAACCUACGCGAGCGACCUGAUGCCGGACGGGUCGAAAUCGUACCUGAGUCCGAAGCCUCCUACCGAAUAAGGUAUCGCCUCGCCGCGGUCCGAUGGAGAAACGCACGGAAGAAACUGUUUCGGAGAUUGGGAGUUCACGCGAGGAUUCCUCAAUAAAAAUUGAAGUACAGCUAGUAGAACCAUAGUAGAAUCGAAAUGAAUUGCUUAUUUUUAG
Messenger RNA from Pseudo-nitzschia multistriata, 1260 nucleotides. The record is from the annotation of a GenBank genome assembly. NCBI's taxonomy places the organism in Eukaryota, Bacillariophyta, Bacillariophyceae, Bacillariales, Bacillariaceae.